AUGGCCCUGGCUCAGGAGCUGUAUGGCACCCCUGCCUCCAAGCUGGACUCCUUCGUGGCUCAGUGGCUGCUGCCCAGCCGAGAGUGGAAGGAAAAGGUGAUAAAGGUUGUGCGAACCCUUGAGCAGUUCCUGAGGCAGGAGCCCUUCCCAGGCGAGCAUCCCCUGGACCAGGAGGUGCAGGUGCUGAAGGUGGUCAAGGUGGGCUCCUUUGGGAACGGCACUGUGCUCAGGAGUGCUGCGGAGGUGGAGUUGGUGUUGUUCCUGAGCUGUUUCCACAGCUUCCAGGAGGAGGCCAUGUACCACCACGCUGUUCUUCGCCUGAUACGGAAAAAAGUGUGGCAUUGCCGGGACCUGCUGGCCUUCAAGCUGAAGGACCUGUGGGUGGCCCAUGGAGUCCCCAACACUCUCGUCCUCACCAUCCAGACCAGGGAGAUUGCAGAGCUCAUCACCAUCACCAUCGUGCCUGCCUACAGGGCCCUGGGACCUUUGGCUCCCAACUUUCAGCCACCUCCUGAAGUCUAUGUGAGUCUGAUUAAGGCUCUCAUUUACCCUGGAAAUUUCUCUCCAUCCUUCAGUGAGCUACAGAGAAACUUCGUGAAACAUCGGCCGACUAAGCUGAAAAGCCUCCUGAAGCUGGUUAAACACUGGUACCUGGAGUACGUGGAAGCCAAGUGCCCCAGGGCCAACUUGCCGCCUCUGUAUGCCCUCGAACUACUGACCAUCUAUGCAUGGGAAAUGGGUACUCAGGAGAAUGAGAAUUUUCGGUUGGCUGAGGGCCUUACCACGGUGAUGAAACUGCUCCAGGCAUAUGAGUUUGUCUGCAUCUACUGGACCAAGUACUACACAUUCCAGAACCCAAUCAUCGAGAAGUUUAUCAGAAAACAGCUCAAGAAGGAGAGGCCCAUCAUCCUGGAUCCAGCUGACCCUACCCAUAACGUGGCAGAAGGAUACAGAUGGGACAUAGUCGCUCAGAGGGCGUGCCAGUGCCUGAAACAGGACUGUUGCUAUGACAGCCAGGAGAACCCUGUCCCCAGCUGGAAUGUGAAGAGGGCACGAGACAUCCAGGUGACAGUGGAGCAGUAUGGCUACUUAGACUUGAUCCUCUGGGUAGACCCUUAUGAGCCCAUAAGGAAGAUGAAAGAGAAGAUCUGGCAGAGCCGGGGCCACUCAGGCCUGCAGCGUCUGUCCUUCCAGGACCCUGACAGUGAACGGCAGCUCCUCAGCAGCCACUGCUCCCUGGCCUAUUAUGGGGUCUUCUCCCACAUCCACAUCUGUCUGCUGGAAACCUUUUCCCCUGAGAUUCAGGUCUUUGUGAAGAAUCCAGAUGGUGGGAGCCAUGCCUAUGCCAUCAACCCCAAAGACUUCAUCCUGAGCCUGAAAGAACAGAUUGAGGACAAGCUGGGCAUGCUCAGAAAGCAGCAGCAGCUCACGUUCCAAGGCCAAGUCCUGCAUGAUCAGGUGGAUUUUGCGUGCUAUGGCAUCCAAGACAGUGACACCCUCAUCCUCUCCAGGAAAAGAGCCUGA
Orycteropus afer afer is the source of this 1524-nucleotide messenger RNA. RefSeq names its product 2'-5'-oligoadenylate synthetase like (gene OASL). NCBI's taxonomy places the organism in Eukaryota, Metazoa, Chordata, Mammalia, Tubulidentata, Orycteropodidae. The transcript has 6 exons. Gene Ontology annotation, biological process: defense response to virus; negative regulation of viral genome replication; regulation of ribonuclease activity. Gene Ontology annotation, molecular function: protein binding; double-stranded RNA binding. Gene Ontology annotation, cellular component: cytosol; nucleoplasm; membrane. Bases 1 to 1524 code for a protein of 507 amino acids. The record is from RefSeq and is a predicted model, not a curated record.